Molecule: messenger RNA, 1125 nt
Organism: Penicillium salamii
Lineage: Eukaryota; Fungi; Ascomycota; Eurotiomycetes; Eurotiales; Aspergillaceae
Source: the annotation of a GenBank genome assembly
AUGGCAUAUAAACCCUUGGUGGCCGCGUUAUCGAACGGCCACGAGUCUGUUGUCAGGCUCUUGAUAGAACAUGGGGCGAGGUUGGAGAACGAGGAUGACGACAUCUACGUAGAGCAGCCAUUGCAUGCGGCCUUCAGAAGUGGAUACCCAUCUCUGGUGCGGCUCCUCUUGGAAAAUGGGUGCAAUCCACUCAAAUCUAAACCUGGUAGUAACGUAUACGAAUGUUCGGUGUGGAUGGCGGCUCUGGGCUCUGAGUGGAGGGGGGCUCAGAAUCGGGUCUUUAAGGAACGAUCGGGUCAUGACGUGCCAACAAUUCGUAUGCUUGUUGAUACGGGCAUCAAGCCGGAGUUCUCAGGUGAAGGAUAUCCGUACCAUCAUAGGCUGCUUGGCGCUCUUCAGAAAGGCAAUUUGGCUCGCUUCAAAUAUCUAUGCGCCCAUGGUGCUAAGCUCGAUAUCUGGCCCAAUCCCAUCGGGGAAAUCCCAAUGUGGCGCGGUCAGCAAGCUCUGUCCACGAUCAGCUACGUGUCAGCUGGGAAUCCCAAAGAAUCAGAAUGGCUUCUCGGAUUAAUUACCAUUGAUGAUAUCAUGGAGGCGAAAGACCCGCGUCAAAUGGACAGCCUCAUCCACGGUGCCAUAAGGGGCGGUGCAGAGGAUUUGCUCCGGCGCUGUUUGAAAGCCUAUCGGGAAUGGGAAUCAGGCAGGCCAACCGUUAAACAGGGAAUUUUGAAGGUCAAACUGACCCUUUGGCUGGAGUUAGCAGCAAAAGAGGGUCAUAUCAGCCUUGUGAAGCUGCUACUUGACCACGGGGCUAAUCCCCAUGGGCUGAGUUCUCUAUAUCCUGUCGAUGCCGCCCCAAUAUGUGCCGCAGCGAAAGGAAGAAACUUGGAAAUAGUCAACAUGCUUCUUGACCUAGGCGCAAAGCCAUCAAUCCCUGUCCAUCAUUAUUGUUUUCUAUCUUAUGCGAUCAAAUGUGGGCGAGAUUCGGAGGCAGGCUUCAAACUUGUUCAAUCACUGGUGAAGAGGAAUCUCAUCAUGCUAGAAGGAACCGACGCUCGACAAAUCCUUGUCCUGGCUAUGGAGGGAGGUGCGGAAAUAUUUCAGCUAAUACAACAACAUGUAGAUUGA